AUGGAAGAUCUAAUUGAUUAUCGAGUGCUCCCUCUCUCUAUCCCUCUUACUCUCGCAUUAUUUCUCUCAUCCCACCUCUCUCUCUCUCUCUCUCUCUCUCUCUGCCGUUAUACUCCAAUCUAUCUAUCUAUCUAUCUAUCUAUCUAUCUAUCUAUCUAUCUAUCUAUCUAUCUAACUCAGCUUGUUCAUUAUCUAUCUAUCUACCUAUCUAUCUCAACUUGCUCAUUAUCUAUCUAUCUAUCUAUCUAUCUAUCUCAGCUUGCUCAUUAUCUAUCUAUCUAUCUAUCUAUCUAUCUAUCUACGGACAAAGAACUUAGGUUGUUCAAGAUCUGUCUAUUUAUUUCAGUCUCUUCACUAUUUGUUUAUUCAUUUAUCGAUAUCAGUUUUUUUUUUAUCUAUCUAUCUAUCUAUCUAUCUAUCUAUCUAUCUAUCUAUCUAUCUAUCUAUGUCAUUCUGAUUACCUGUCUAUCCCAUUCUGAUCAUCGGUCUAUCUAUCUAUCUAUCUAUCUGAACAAAGACAAGCAGAAAUCUGAGUGA
This is a messenger RNA of Acanthosepion pharaonis, 537 nucleotides long. The record is from the annotation of a GenBank genome assembly. NCBI's taxonomy places the organism in Eukaryota, Metazoa, Mollusca, Cephalopoda, Sepiida, Sepiidae.